AUGGUGCACGACACGUGCAAGCGGAAGGGCGACAAAGAUGAGUACAACAGCGGCCUGAUGUUCUACGAGCCCGACGUGAAGCGCUUCGCGCACAUGCUGGAGCUGAUCGCGGAGCACAGCGACGGGGAGGUCGGGGACAUCCUGGACCAGCGCAUCAUCAAUGAGGAGUUCCGCGACCAGGUGGUGCAGCUGCACGACAAGUUCAACUGCAUCGACCUCGUGCCGAAGCCUGGGCAGCGCGGCUGCCCUGCAAAGUGCCAGGAGGACAUGGUGGUCGCACACUUCACGGGCAUGCCCAAGCCCGCGAGAGCCGCGGCCGGCUGGCUCGGUCUGGUGCGGGACAAGGCGCAGAACAUCUCGUCAAGCAUUUGCGCAGGGACGAACCACGGCUGCUGCUACAAGUACCGGGACUUCUACUGCGACAUGACCCGGGAGGUCUCCUUCCUCUCCAGGAACCUGCAGAAGGCGGUGACGGAGGCCGGCGAGUGCGCCAGGCCGCCAGUCAUGGUCGGCGCCUGA
Prorocentrum cordatum is the source of this 519-nucleotide messenger RNA. The record is from the annotation of a GenBank genome assembly. NCBI's taxonomy places the organism in Eukaryota, Dinophyceae, Prorocentrales, Prorocentraceae.